AUGGCUGAGUGCUGUAUCGUAGCGUGGCGCUUGUCCAAAUCUGCGCAACCGGAGCUGGACCGCAGGAGCACCGCUUCGACAGCGGCUCGUGCGGCGGCUCAACUGGGCACAUUCGCUGUCUGUCUCGCCUUUUUUCCGCCGUCCCGCGGGCAAAAAGCAGCGCCACCUCAGUCCGGCACGCGUCAGUCGACCGAAUUUGGCCCUUGGCCCUUGAAAUUGGGAAUUGGAAUUGGAAUUGCAAAUGCAAAUUGGCGUCGCGUCUCGAUGCGCGAGAGACAGAGUGGCCAGGUGCCCGUCGAGGUCCAGAAUGAGACCAACGCUCUGCAGCUGGAUCGGAGUCUAGAUCUCGACAAGAAGAAUGGGCUCGCCUCGCUCCGCUCGCUCCAACUCUCCCAACGGAACGGCGUCAACGCCGGCUGCUCGUACGCUCACUUGUAUGCGCCCACCCUGGUCGUCAUCCUCGCCCACAGACCUGUGCGCCCCACCAGACAACGAUCUGGGCAUCAUGAAGUGGCGGAAGGGGGAGCUCAUUUUCGCAUCCUCGACAUCACCACCCAAGACGUUAUCUUGCCUAUCAAAGGCUGCUACGCACCAGUGCAUUCGCAAGCCGUCCUUAUCUGCAGGAAUGCCAGCUCGAGAACUCGAUAUCAUGCGUUCGUCGAACUUGGUCACUCGCUUCUCGUCCGGUCACAUGCUCAACACGCGUUCUUCGCGUGCGUCUCGGCUGACGCCAGGAGGUACUCGAGAUUUGGGCUCCCCGUGCCUCUCGGCUCUGCGCCCACUUCUUCUCGACAACGGGCGGACAUUGACAUUGUCUCUUUCCGCAACCGAAUCGAAGGAGGGCCCUUCGGUAUUUCCGCUGGACGACUGCUACCCCAGAUCGCGUGGCGUUUUCUUGCAUCUCCCCGCGUCGCGACCCGCUCCACACCGCUCUCCGCUAAAGCCAUCACAUCCUACGACCUGGCCGAAAGCACCUCAGUGACACCACGUGCACGCGCACUGCCUCCGCACCGAUCCAGAUCGAGCGCGCUCCUCGUCAGGAACGAGCGACUUACUCCAGAAGAUCCAGAGCUCGCCGGUGAGGUCGAGCGCAAGCUGCACUCGGCUGUGACUGACAGCAGUAGCGACGACGCACGCAAAAUUCCCGGAAUUUGGCUGUUAGUUUGGACCCAGGCAGAUUUCUCGUUGCGAGCAGAACCAGAAGGACUCGCGCCCGCGCACCACCUCCCGUCUUGUCUCCUCACCAUCAAGAUCCCCCUCCAUCUCGACCGUCACUUCAUCACGAUGCCUGCUGCUGCCAAGCCCCAGACCACCAAGGCCACUGCCGCCAAGAAGGCUGCCCUUAAGGGCACCCAGGGCACCAAGACCCGCAAGGUGCGCACCGACACCACCUUCCGUCGCCCCAAGACCCUCGACCUUGCCAAGGCGCCCAAGUACCCCCGCAAGGCCGUCCCCCACGCCCCUCGCAUGGAUGCCUUCCGCACCAUCCUCUACCCUCUCAACACCGAGUCGGCCAUGAAGAAGAUCGAGGAGAACAACACGCUCGUCUUCAUCGUUGACCGUGCUGCCAACAAGCGCCAGAUCGAGGGUGCUCUCAAGAAGCUCUACGACGUCUCGGCCGCCAAGAUCAACACGCUCAUCCGCCCCGAUGGCAAGAAGAAGGCCUUCGUCCGUCUCUCCCCCGACCAGGACGCCCUUGACGUCUCCAACCGCAUUGGCUUCAUCUAA
Messenger RNA from Moesziomyces aphidis, 1728 nucleotides. The record is from the annotation of a GenBank genome assembly. Lineage: Eukaryota; Fungi; Basidiomycota; Ustilaginomycetes; Ustilaginales; Ustilaginaceae.